Diaporthe amygdali is the source of this 828-nucleotide messenger RNA. RefSeq names its product uba domain-containing protein ucp14. Gene Ontology annotation, biological process: retrograde vesicle-mediated transport, Golgi to endoplasmic reticulum. Gene Ontology annotation, cellular component: membrane. Gene Ontology annotation, molecular function: serine-type endopeptidase activity. Bases 1 to 828 code for a protein of 275 amino acids. The transcript has 2 exons. The record is from RefSeq and is a predicted model, not a curated record. Lineage: Eukaryota; Fungi; Ascomycota; Sordariomycetes; Diaporthales; Diaporthaceae.
AUGUCCUUUACAAAUGCGCCCGUGACGAGAACGCUCGUUGUUGGGCUCGUUUCCUCCUCCGUCGCGGCAAGUCUUUUCGACUUGAAGCAUUAUUUCUACAUACUAGUCGACACACACAUCUGGAAGUACCACCAACCAUGGCGGGCCCUCAUAUUCCAGCUCUGCUACACCAACUCAUCCGAGGUGCUCUUCGCCGCCAUGACGCUCUACAACAUGCGAGUCGUUGAGCGCAUGUGGGGAUCGAGGAAAUACGCUUCCUUCCUCGUCAUCUCCGGCUUCUUGACAAGCGUCCUCACCCCCGCCGCCAUCGUGUUCCUCCUCCGACCCCUUACAGGCGGCCUUUUUAACUACCUCCCAGCGGGACCGACUCCAAUCAUCUUUGCCAUCCUAGCGCAGUACCACGCCAUGAUCCCGCACAUAUACAAAUACCGCAUGGCCCUGACGACGUCGUCCCCCAGCACGAGCGACGACGCGGCAGGCCUCACCUUCAGCGACAAGUCCUACAGGUACUUUCUGGCGAUGCAACUCGCUCUCUUCCAGUGGCCCGGGUCGAUAUUGGGCGCCGCGAUCGGCUGGGUUGUGGGAUACGCGUGGAGAAACGACUUGUUACCCACUAAGGUGACGACUUGGCGGCUGCCCGGCUGGAUGGUCGGCAUGAGGACGCAGAAGAGGAGCCAGGAGUUCGAAGGUCUGAGGAGACGGCUGGAAGGGGAGAAUGCGCCGAGCGCGACUGCGACGGGCGCUCAAGGCCAGGGGGCCGAUGGUGAUGCUGGCAGGAGGAGAACUCUAGGGCAGCAGGUCCUGGAUCAGGUAUCCGGCGCAAUCUGA